AUGGAGGGAAUAGACGAUAUCCUCGCCUCCCUUGACCGAGACGACUUCUCUUCCCCUGAGGCGACGGCCGUCGACCAUCAGCAACUCACGCGUUUCUGGGUUGCAGAGCGCGCCGUUCCUGAACUGCUGCCAUGGCCCGGCCCGCUGAUGGAUAGGAUGAUGGAGAGGAUCUCGAAGCAGGCAAGUUGCUCUGCUUCUUGUUCACUUUACUUAAAUAAACCAAUAUCCAAAAUAGAAGACCUCUCAAUGUCUGCGUGCGACACGACCGGCGCAACAACCCACAACCCAACACUGAAUCUCAAACUGUCCAUUCUACAAUCUGAUCUGGCGCGCACGCAGUACCUCAUGCGCUCAAUACUGCGACAGAGAUUAUCCAAACUUGUCCGGUAUAGCAUAUACUACCUGCGAAUAUCCAUGAACCAGGAGCAGGAACCCACAGAGAGAGACGCUGCCUCGAUACUAUCCGAUAAGGAACUGCAGUUUCUUCGUAGCCACCAAUCGCUGCUGACGAUGCAUUAUAACGUCUCGUUCCUAUCUUCGUUUCCGGCUAAUCUGAAACGACUGGACGAUAACGUUGGAGGCACAAACAUGGUUGUUGCGCCGGAGAAUAAGGAAGUGGUGUUCGUUAGGUGUUUGAGUGAAGAAGCUAGGAUCGUCAUACCUGCUGCUGAAGGGGCUGAGGAUGGGAUGGCAGGCCUAGAAAGGUAUGGGAGCAAGAUGGGCAGGGGGGAGGUCUGGGUCGUUAGGUGGGAGGGCGUCAAAGAUGCAUGGAAACGGGGGGAGAUCGAGGUUCUUUGA
Molecule: messenger RNA, 798 nt
Organism: Microsporum canis CBS 113480
Lineage: Eukaryota; Fungi; Ascomycota; Eurotiomycetes; Onygenales; Arthrodermataceae
Product: DNA replication complex GINS protein SLD5
Exons: 2
Coding region: 1-798 (265 amino acids)
Biological process (GO): double-strand break repair via break-induced replication; DNA-templated DNA replication
Cellular component (GO): GINS complex
Source: RefSeq, a predicted model, not a curated record